UCUCCGCAGCCUCCACGAUGCCCGGAUGUGCCUCCCGGCCUCAUCCUCCCGGGCCUUCCCUGCUGCUGACUCUGCUGCUGCUCCUCACAGGAGCAGCAGGACAGGAGGAGGAGGAGCUGCGGGUGACUCAGCCUGACAAGUCAGUGUCGGUCAAAGCCGGGGAGUCAGUCACCCUGCGUUGCAGCCUGUCCUCUCGGCGCCCACCCGGGGACGUCAAGUGGUUCAAGGGGGCUGGGCCAGGCCGGGAAUUAAUCUAUGAAUUUAAAGGAGGCCACUUCCCCCGAGUAAAAACUGUUACAGACCAAACAAAGGGAGGCAACCUGGACUUUUCCAUCCACAUCAGUAGCAUCACCCCGUCUGACACCGGCACCUACUACUGUGUGAAGUUCCAGAAAGGGACCCCAGACACGGAGUACAAGUCUGGUCCCGGCACCCGGGUGUCCGUGAGUGCCAAACCCUCUCCCCCCGUGGUCUCGAGCUCCCCAGCGAGGGCCACGACUGGGCAGACCGUGACCUUCACCUGCAAGUCCCACGGCUUCUCCCCCAGGAAUGUCGCCUUGACAUGGUUCAAAAAUGGGAACCAGCUCCCAGCCCUGCAGACCACCGUGGUCCCCCCGGACGACAGCGUCUCCUACAACAUCUCCAGCAGAACCGAGGUGCAGCUGAGCCCAGGGGAUGUCCGCUCCCAGGUCAUCUGCGAGGUGGCCCACGACACCUUGCAGAGCCCUCUCCGUGGGACGGCCAACCUGUCAGAGUCCAUCCGAGUUCCACCCACCUUGAAGAUGGUGCAACACCCUGUGCCAGGGAACCAGGUGAACGUCACCUGCCAGGUGGAGAGGUUCUACCCCCAGAAAGCACAGCUGACCUGGCUGGAGAAUGGAAACGUGUCCCGAACAGAAACAGCCCCGAUCCCCGUGGAGAACAAGGAUGGGACCUAUAACCUGACGAGCUGGCUCCUGGUGGACUCGUCUGCCUACAGGGAGGACGUGGUGCUCACCUGCCAGGUGGAGCAUGACGGACAGCCGGCGGUCAGCACACAGCAGACCCUGCAGGGCUCUGCCCACCAGAAGGACCUGGCUCCAGAAACACCACCUGGCCCAGAGAGCUAUACGACACUUCUUGUAACUCUGUUGCUGAUCUACAAGGUGCUGCUGGCUGUAGGUGCCUCUGCCGUCUAUGUCCACAGGAAGCUGAGGGCCUGACUGGGACACUCAGUCUCUACUGCCUCCUCCCAGCCUGAGAGAAGGAGCUGCCUGGGAGAUUCUACACACUCUGCUCCAGGACCUCCCCUCCUGGACACACUCUCCUGUUGCUCCUUCUCACUGUCCCUGAUGCCCCAGGG
Choloepus didactylus (southern two-toed sloth) is the source of this 1342-nucleotide messenger RNA. RefSeq names its product signal-regulatory protein beta-1-like. The transcript is spliced from 6 exons. Gene Ontology annotation, biological process: positive regulation of phagocytosis; positive regulation of T cell activation. Lineage: Eukaryota; Metazoa; Chordata; Mammalia; Pilosa; Megalonychidae. The coding region runs from base 18 to 1202 and encodes 394 amino acids. Gene Ontology annotation, cellular component: plasma membrane. The record is from RefSeq and is a predicted model, not a curated record.